This is a messenger RNA of Aspergillus ochraceoroseus IBT 24754, 867 nucleotides long. RefSeq names its product bZIP transcription factor. The coding region runs from base 1 to 867 and encodes 288 amino acids. The record is from RefSeq and is a predicted model, not a curated record. The transcript is spliced from 2 exons. Lineage: Eukaryota; Fungi; Ascomycota; Eurotiomycetes; Eurotiales; Aspergillaceae.
AUGUCCUCCCUACACCCAGGGUCUCAGGCUUUGACUGUCCUCAAAACCGGCAAGGUCGAAUCCGAGGAUGAUUGGACCGGGCUUGGAGACGCGAAGGAGCGCAGGAAGAGGCAAAAUCGUUUGAACCAGCGCGCCUUUCGACAACGAAAGCGUGUGGAGCGACACAAUGCAGGGCUUCAGCAAAGGAUAGAGGAGAUGAUCAUGAACGGUGAAGUCACUUUACUUCCGACUGCCCCAGAAUCGUCCGUGUCGCCUGGCUCGGAGAUAUCUAUGUCUUCUAUGGUGCAGCAAUUGUUCGAGGACCGGCUUAAUAAGCUUCUGGAGCAGCUCAGUCAAAAUGCUUGUGAACGCUAUGCUGUUGGGUCCCCGUCCGCAGAUCAGCUUCUAACCCUCUGCAAACUCAACGUCUUUCGCGCAUUUGCCAGCAACAUGUUGGUCUUGGGGAUGACGCCGGCAUUUGAGUGGAUGCAUGACGAUGCUAUAUCCCCCUUCAACACCAUGCAACCGGGGGUUGUGGAGGGAGAAAAGCUGCCGGUCAGUCUCCGCCCUACACCUCUCCAGCGAACCCAGUCACAUCAUCCGUGGAUGGAUUGUUUCCCGUUUCCCAAGCUCCGGGAUAACCUCAUCGCGGCCGGAGACUUUGAUGACGACCCUCUGUGUAGGGAUAUAAUGGGUGUCUGGGAUACACCGUCGGAAAGCUCUGGUCUAAUGGUAUGGGGAGAGCCGAGUAACGCAGAAAAUUGGGAGGUAUCGGAAAAAUUUCUCCGCAAGUGGCCGUGGGUUGUAGCUGGCUGUCCCGAACUUCUACAAUCAACCAACCGCUGGAGGAGCAAACGGGGAGAAAAAAUGAUCUUCCGAUAUUUAUGA